Messenger RNA from Suillus plorans, 1956 nucleotides. Its product is annotated as major facilitator superfamily domain-containing protein. Gene Ontology annotation, molecular function: transmembrane transporter activity. Lineage: Eukaryota; Fungi; Basidiomycota; Agaricomycetes; Boletales; Suillaceae. The record is from RefSeq and is a predicted model, not a curated record. Bases 95 to 1618 code for a protein of 507 amino acids. Gene Ontology annotation, biological process: transmembrane transport. The transcript has 12 exons.
AGGACCACGCCUGUAGGGUCCUGUUAUCAAUCACCUUUCAGCCUCUUAAAAUGGCACCCCAAUCUACUCGGUCCCUCAUUUUCUGGCUGCAAACAUGGCCGACUCAUCUAGGCUAUCAUUUCAAUCAGCCACCACCGCCAAUAAACUUGCGGAAAACUCUACUGUCACUCUCGACAACAAGGUCGACCCAGACUCAUUUCUAGUGCUCUUCGAUGAGGGUGACCCAGCCAAUCCAAAGAACUGGUCUGUUGCAAAAAAGUGGUACCUCACUUCCGCUGCUGGUCUCCUGGUCCUCAAUGCCACCUUCUCGAGUAGUGCCCCAUCUAUGCUACUACCCACUUUCAUGGAGGACUUUAGCGUAUCCGAGGAGGUUGCAACGUUGACUGUUUCGCUUUUCGUGUGCGGUUACUGUGUUGGCCCUUUGCUUUGGGGACCGUUGUCCGAACAGUACGGACGACGCCCAAUAUUUAUUAUAUCUUUCUUCAUAUACAUGUGUUUCCAAAUUGGCUGCGCUUUGUCACAGAACAUCACAUCCAUGUUGGUUUUCCGUUUCCUUGGGGGUAUGUUUGCAGCUGCCCCAUUAGCAAAUUCAGGCGCGCUCAUAUCGGACAUCUGGGACGCAAAGCAACGCGGCACUGCUCUCGCCGUUUUCACUGUGGCUCCGUUUGCUGGUCCAGGUGUUGGACCAGUAGUAUCAGGAUACCUUGUUCUAGCUGGUGUAUCAUGGCGCUGGCUUUUUUGGAUAUUGACUAUCUUUGCUGGUGUCUGCUGGUUGCAGAUCAUUUUCACGAUGCCCGAGACAUAUAGUCCAGUGCUUCUUGCCAAGAAAGCUAAAGAGAUCCGGAAGCGCACUGGAGACGAGAAAUAUUAUGCUGCCACUGAAAUACAACGCAUAACAUUCUCACAGCGCAUAGAAAACAUUCUUGCUCGGCCUUUCAAAGUUCUCUUUACUGAGCCGAUGAUGAUGGCUAUAACUCUGUACAUGAGCUUUGUCUAUGGCUGUAUAUACCUGCUUUUCGAGGCCUAUCCUGUGGUUUUCACCGAGGGUCACAACUUGAAUGCGGGUGUUUCUGGACUCGUGUUCCUUCCGCUGCCCAUUGGCGGGUUUCUUGCGGUUGCAACGUACAUUCUCUUUUUUAACCCAAGUUACGAGCGCAAAGCUCAGGAAUGCGCACCAAACCCUGUGCCGCCAGAGUUUAGAUUGAGGGUCGCCAUGGUCUCAGCGCCAUUCCUUGUUAUAUCGUUCUUCUGGUUUGCAUGGACGUCCUUUCCUAGCAUCUCGAUAUGGGCCCCGAUGCUGUCGGGUGGAUUGCUCGGAUGGAGUAUUUGCUUGAUAUUCCUUGCCCUGAUUAACUACAUCAUCGAUGCAUAUUUGGCUGUCGCUGCCUCUGCGCUAGCUAUAGUUACUGUCGUUCGUAGUUUGUUCGGCGCUGGAUUUCCUCUCUUCGCCACUCAAAUGUACGAUGGGCUCGGCCCUGAAUGGGCUUCGUCACUACUUGGUUUCAUCGCUCUGAUCAUGAUGCCAAUUCCCUUCGUCCUGUCAAGAUAUGGAGCAACAUUGAGAUUCAAGUCGAAAUAUGCUCCUUCUGGACCCCUACCUUCAAGCUCGCCGGCAUAACUUAAUAACAACAUAUUUCAUGAUAUCAUAAAUACCCCAUACAUAUGAUACACACCGCAUACUUAUUAAAAAUAAUGCGCAGGCCUGAUCGCGGCAGAGCCGCUAUGGUCAGACUCAAACUAGUAUGAGGAACUCGCAUCGAUGGAUUGGUCAUGAUGCAGGAAGGCUACAAGUACAAAUAAAUGGUUCGUUGUCCCCGGACUGUAUAUGCGUAGUAGGAGAUCUGAAUAUUUAAGCACCUGUAUAUCGAAUAAGUUUAUUUAUUGCAUGGCUGUAAGCGCGCUGGCUUCAAGUUACUAGAGUUCGCAUAAUCUACAUAAAUACUGUCUGCGAUACUG